Messenger RNA from Biomphalaria glabrata, 4424 nucleotides. Its product is annotated as probable G-protein coupled receptor CG31760. Bases 962 to 3121 code for a protein of 719 amino acids. The transcript has 14 exons. Gene Ontology annotation, biological process: G protein-coupled receptor signaling pathway. The record is from RefSeq and is a predicted model, not a curated record. NCBI's taxonomy places the organism in Eukaryota, Metazoa, Mollusca, Gastropoda, Planorbidae. Gene Ontology annotation, cellular component: membrane. Gene Ontology annotation, molecular function: G protein-coupled receptor activity.
UUUUUUCCAUUUAAUAUAGCACGAACUAAAACUCAAGUCUGCUACGAAAUUGGAAAACAGGAGAUGAAGCGUAUUGAUUGGUUAAAAUUGUGAGACACGCGGAGAAGACAUAGAAAAAAAAAAUCCGUGUAGCUCUAAAACUCUAAAACAAACAAACAUUUUUUUUUUCGUUGUGGAAUAAAAAGCAAAAUGUAGUUUCAGGUUCAAAGGUGUGAAAUCCAACGGCUUCCGGACCCAGUUGGUCAGAUCGAGGUUUCCUAAACUAUUUGCUGAUACAUUUUUUUUAAAAGCUUAAGUCUUUCCAGAAUGUAAAUGGAGAACAUUGCUCUAAAUAAACAAGGUUAUAAAGAGAGGUUGUGUUGUCACCCAAACUCAGUGGCGGACCCCGAUGGAUCCAGCCAUGGGACAUGUGAUUGUUAAGCAGUGCAGGUGGAGAAUGUUGUUGUAAAUGAAAUUUUUUUAAAAAAGCUUUGCAAAUUUCGAAAGACACUCUAUCUAUUUGAUAUAGAAAUAUAGUCAUGUACUCUUCUAGUGCACUCGGUGAUUCGCUAAUAGAAUGCAUCGAGGGCUAUAGUUCUAGCAUCAUAGAUAUUUCUCAUGGUGCACACUCUAUGCGAUGUGCUAUCUGAUAGAUCUAUGUGCUAUUGAAAUGUGCGUGUGGUGAUCUGUGUUCCAGCACAUCAAAGUGUUCUGAUGCUGUACAUUGGUUAUGGUGACUUAAUGGCGUGUACGCUGUGAUGUGCUGCUGCCGUGUCCUGAAGCCAGUGUGUACAAAGUAUUCUGAUGCUGUACAUUGAUUAUGGUGACCUAACGGUGUGUACGCUGUGAUGUGCUGCUGCCGUGUCCUGAAGCCAGUGUGUACAUUCACCAUACAUGUGUACUUGUUAAGUCGAGUGUGUUUAUCCACGAAGCGUGUUCCAUUGUUAGCGUCACCAGAGAUCAAAACAUUGGAUAAGCGACUAUGUUCAAAUUCAUUGUUUAUGGUUACAUCUUAACUUUUUUAGUGCUUCCUAGUGAGACAGUUUUCAUUGGACAUUUGCCCGAUCAGACUCAAGGUAAUUUAAAUCCAAUGCAAGAACAGAUCAAAGCUGUGCAGCUAGCCCUGGAGUACGUGCGUCACGUGGAGACCAACCAAUGCACGGGCGGCACAGGAGAGAUCUUGACCUUGACAUUCGACCACACUCCGUGGAUACAGUACACAGAGCCCGCGGUCAGGACCGCCAAUUUUCUGACCAAGAUCCUUGCACUGGACGGUGACCUGUCGCAGUUUGACGAGUCCAUCUAUUACUCCAUGGUACGCAACAAUGUUCACGGCGACACACUCAUCUAUGGAUCCGCCAUCGCAGUGGAGCCCGGGGUGAUCCCUACCAAACCAAAGUACUGCCCCUACGCCUACAACAACAGAAGCAGCAGCACAGUGACCGCCUUCGACAUCGCCAUCAGCUACGACUAUCAGACGAAUACGACCGAGUGGUACCUGGGAGCCAAGGACAAGGACAGGUCAAAUGUCACGAUAACAAAAGAUGUCGUACGAUCUCUUAAUGCAAGUACCAAAUCAAACAGCUACCAGUACAUGUACCAGCCACUAGCUACGUACCAGGAUGGGUAUUGGACGAGGCCAUAUUUUGACUGUGGCGGCGGCAACAUAUGGAUGAGUACAUACUCUGCUCCAAUAUUAUCCUGGAACAAUGGAACCGUCCAUUUUAGGGGCGUGGCCACCAUCGACAUUGAACUGACUAAUAUAGACAUCAACCAGUGUGACCUAGAUAAGAAUGAAGCCGCCAAGGCGCUGGACAUCUUUCGUGGUACGCACAGCUGCCAGCCAACGACAGUGUGUACGCCCCUGAAUCAAGGCUUCAGAGCCGGCUCUUAUCUGUGUAAAUGCCAAGACGGCUAUUACUUUCCCAACACAUCUGCUGUGGUUAAAGCUUUCAGAGGCGUCGACAUCGAGACGUAUUUCAAGUCUUCCAACAGCAGCAUCCCCAACGGUCAGUUUCAGUGUUUGAAGUGUUCUCGUGGAUGCGACACGUGUGUAGAUUCGACGCCAUGCUUGUAUCAAAUCAACUAUGCCGUUCAGGCCUUCAACAUUUUCAUCAUAAGUAUCCUGAUAGUUGGUUGUAUCAUUGUUUCGGCUGUGAUAAUCAAGUAUAAAAAGGAAUUGGUGAUCAAAACUGCAAGUCCCAUCUUCCUGCUGCUCACGUGUCUUGGGGCGACGCUCAUGUGUUCAAGUGUAUUUGUCAUGUAUGGAGAAGUGACUUCAUUCACCUGCACGUUACAGAUCUGGCCUUUCAACCUGGGCUUCGUCAUCAUGUACGGAGCCUUGUUACUCAAGACCUGGAGGAUUUCUGUUAUCUUUAAGUCCGGCGGUGCGACGAAGCGUAUCAACCUGCCGGACAAAGCUCUCUUGCAGAGAAUGAUUCCACUGGUCAUUGUGUUCACUGGCUACUUGAGUGUGUGGACAGCCCUGGACCCGCCUUACGCUUACACUGUCAAAACUUCGUCAGGGCUCAAGUUUUUCACGUGCAGUAUGACCUGGUGGAAGUACGCGCUUUAUGGAGGAGAGGCACUUCUACUUCUCGUGGGCGUGUAUCUGUGUUUCACUGUGAGAAAGGCCCCGGCCCACUUCAACGAAAGCAAGUUUAUCACCUGGGCCACCUACAACGCCAUCAUAUUGGGAAGUUUUAUCUUAAUGUUAACCCAAUUUGUUGGCCUGUCCGGUGGCCCGGAUGUUGUUUACGUACUCCUCAUGGCCCAGCAGCAGGUCUUUGUGACCAUCACCCUGGCUUUGAUCUUCUUUCCAAAGUUUUGGGCACUGUACAGAGGUACUUUAGAUGACAGUACCGUCUACGCGAACCACGUGGUGACCAUCACUGGACGCGUCAAACAACCGCUGCCCCCCACCACCUCCAGGCUGAGUGAAAGUUUUGCCCUGACCACCGCCAGUGCCUCGGUCCAGUGUAAUCCAGAAGAUUUCUUUUUAAUUUCCGGUUAUCAGGAGGAUGAUAACCUAAGUACGACAAGAACAACUAAGUUCUCCUCCAAAGUCGGCCCCCUAAAGUUGGCGUCACUGCAGGUCACAGACAGCAACGGCGGACACAGCUUCUCAUCCACUGAUACGUAGCGCUCAGAUUGAAGAUGUACUCACGAGCUCAUCUCAACGCUCCUGCGCGUGCUUCUAAAAAUAACCGCCGUGUGCCAGAGCGAACGAACAUGCCCGCCUAUUUGAGGCCAUCCCAGAAUUCAAGUCUGUCCAGUAUUUCUGGAGAUGGCGUCAUAGCUGUCAAGGGGCAGCCACUCCGUGCCUGCUUUGAAAUGUUCUUUGAUUGUGGUGUGCAACAAACGAGAACAGAACAAUUAGGAAUGCAUUACUAGCCAUUAAGGGGAAAACACUCUCGUGUAAGAGGAGAUAAUCCUGUAAGGGGACGUAACUGAGAUUGAGUCAACAAAAUGUGUUUUUAAUACAAAUUUGCUGUGGCUUAAAUGACAAAGUAAAAUAAUAAUAAUAAAAAAAAAAAUUUAAAAAAAAAUUUUAAUAUUGGGUAGAGAACAGAAAGAAAGUUAAAUCUGUAGAAAUAUUUUCUUUUUCCAUUCCAUUCAGUUAUAUUUAGAAUUUAUGGGACUUAUAAUUGACAACUUUGACUCCUAGAGCCGGCAAUAUGUAAUCCAUUCAUGUCAAGCAAGAAGCAGCAGGAUUUGUACUCUGCAAGGACUAGAAAAGUGAAUCAAUCUCUGUGCAAUGUCUCCAUUCGUCCACAGUACGCCACGUGACCUAUGCCACGUGACCUGACGUCAUAAAUAUGUUCUGACCAUAGCAAUACAAUGGUUCUGACUUAGUCCAUAGAAGUAAAUGCUGUUUGAUUGUAUAUUUCGUGUAGAUAGCCUAGAAUACAAUUUUUGACUUGUGAAAUAUUUGGUUAGAUCAUAUUGGUUUAGAGCAGUGAUGACCAAAAUAAGGCCCGCGGGCCACAUCCGGCCCGCGAUGCAAGUCUAACCGGCCUUUCAGAACUUCUCUCCGCAAUACAAUAAAUGGGAAUGUAAAAUAUAUGAUUAAAAAAAAUAAUAACCAAACCAGUGUCCUUGCCAUUUUUAGUUGACUUCUUUUGGUAGCAAACGUGAUUGGUAGCUUGCUGGUCAACAUGGGAGUGUUGAAUACAUGGGAAUGCUGAACAAAAACUUGGCUUUGAGUGAACACAAUAAAUAGAAAAAUGGACACGUUUUGUUUUGUACAGAAUACAUAAAGUAUAUCUGUUUUAAUGGAGUAUUUGCAUUGCAGCCUGUCAUUCAGAAGUUUGGAACAUCCUACUAAUUGCUAUAGAAUUAAUGUUGGAUACAACUUGUUUCCAAUCAAAAUGUCGUCUGCUCUAUUGCUUUUCCAUUUUCGCAAUGAUGUGGCCUGCGACAAGAGCGUGGGGAAUUUAUUUGGC